UUUAAGUUGUAAAUUUACGACAGCAUGUAUUUUUACGAUUUCAAAUUGUAAUUUUACAACUUGCGUCAAGGAAAAUUUUCCUGUAAACAUACCUACUUUUUUUCACUGUGUUAUUUCUACUUUAUUUGCUAGCACUGGACGGGUGGUUGGGUGUUGUUGUUGGCGGUCGUGGGACGGGUCUUCGGCAGGCCGCCGCUCGCGGGAGCUGCUGGAAAAUCCCAGGCGACUGCCGGGCCGGGCGAUUUUGGAAUACCCCGGGGUGAUUUCACAUGUUUUCGGGCGAUUAUUACGACUCUGGGCGCCUGGCUCGGCUCCUGGCCGGCCGCGCCGGGCCGGGGCCACAGGCCGGGGCCGGGGCCGAGCGCAGUCGCAGUGCAGGUCAGUCAGUCGUUGUCCACCGCUCGGCGUGGAAGGUACCAGCUUGGGUACCAUUUUCCUACUGACCCUCGUUCGCCUGUCGUCGCUAGACUCCGACCACCAUGCUCGACCAACUGCCGGACGACGUGCUGGCCAUGGUCAUGUCGCACCUGGUCGUGAAGGACCUCAUGGCCUGCCGCCUCUUGUGCAAGCGCCUGGCGGCCGUGGCCCGGCACCCCGACGUGUGGCGGCAUCGACGCCUUCGCGUGGACCACGGCGGCCGCCGCUGGUGUCCAUUGCUGCGCCUGGCGCCGUGCGUGCGCAAGAUCUCGACCAUCCUCCCGCUCCAUGCGCUGCAGUGCCGCCACAGUGACCUGCAGAGAGCCUCGUGCGCCGCCAGAGAGUUGUCGAUCACCGCCUUCAUGGAGACGUGUGGGGCCGAGGAGGCCGGGGCGGCCGUCGUGAUCAUCAGACAGCAGGAGGCGCUCGGCCGGCUGCGAGCCGUGACAUUAGACCUCCGUCCGGUGGACUUGAUUUUUAGUAAUGGAAAGCAUUACGGCAUUCUGACCGCAGACAGCAUGCACUUGAUGGUGGAGGCGCUGUCUUCCACCACCGACCUCGAGGUGAUCGAGCUCACUGCUGGAAACAGGAGGCGCGCCUCGCACGUUGCACCCGCCGCCGCCGGUCUGCGUGGAGCCAUCGCACCAUCCUUGAAGAGCUUCACCUGCGACAUUCUGCCGUGGACGUUGGCCUUCUGCAACGACAUGCUGACCAGGUACGCCGCCACCCUGGAGGUGGUUGACCUCGCGGACGACGACCUCUCUCCCUUCGACGCCGCCCUCUCGCCGCUCCGCCGGCUGGCCCGCAUGCCCAACCUCCGCCACCUGACCUCCCGAGUGAUGCCCGGGCUGGGGGCGGUGGUCGCGUGCGAGUCGUUGCGCUCGCUGAAGCUCAACGUGGAGCCCGUCAGUGCCGACGACGCCCCCGGGGCCCUGGAGCUCCUCGGCAACGCCCACCAGCUCCAAGUCCUCCAUCUCGACUUUCUUCAUGAUGGUGAUGAGGCUGACACAGAUUAUCCUCUUAUUGAUGCUAAGUUGGCUGCCGACCUCAUUGGAGCCCUCGCGUCCUCUGGACAGUCACAAGUGGAGGAGCUCAUCAUCGAAGUCCAGCAUGGAACAUGCCUUCCACCUGGAGCGGCGGACCAGCUGCGCCUCGCGCUGCCCUCGCUGCCCGCCCUGCGGCGGCUCGUGGUCAACUUGGCCCCGUCCUCGCUGCUGGGCGGCAUCAGCUCCCUCACCGCCCCGUCCCUGCGGAGCCUCCAGAUAGGACUCUAUGAUGGAGACUAUCGUCUUUGCUUUCACGUGUUGCUGCACGACGGGGCGCUCGCGUCGCUCAUGUCGAGGAACCCCUUGCUCCACGUGGAGCUACAACAGGCGUCGUGCGCCGCACACGAGGGCUUUGACGACCUGUGCGUCGGCCUGCCGAGCUGCCACCAAGAUUUAAAGAAACUUGAAUCUGUGGGAAUUUUCGCCCAUCCCAAAGGCGAGUGUCCCUCCCCAGAAGCCCACGCUAUUAAACGAUGCAAUUGGUUUCACAUCAACGACUUUGAUUUAUAAUUUCCGUAUUGUGACAUUGUAUGUACGUGACGUAACUGAAUUUGCUCGACGUGUCAAUCA
Messenger RNA from Frankliniella occidentalis (western flower thrips), 2033 nucleotides. RefSeq lists its product as uncharacterized. Gene Ontology annotation, molecular function: protein binding. NCBI's taxonomy places the organism in Eukaryota, Metazoa, Arthropoda, Insecta, Thysanoptera, Thripidae. The record is from RefSeq and is a predicted model, not a curated record. The coding region runs from base 480 to 1973 and encodes 497 amino acids. The transcript is spliced from 3 exons.